Cotesia glomerata is the source of this 1419-nucleotide messenger RNA. Its product is annotated as transmembrane protein 19. The transcript is spliced from 5 exons. Gene Ontology annotation, cellular component: membrane. The record is from RefSeq and is a predicted model, not a curated record. The coding region runs from base 272 to 1291 and encodes 339 amino acids. NCBI's taxonomy places the organism in Eukaryota, Metazoa, Arthropoda, Insecta, Hymenoptera, Braconidae.
ACAAUUCUCACACACAUAUAAGUGCACAUAAAUUACGAAUUAACAUGUGUAAUAAAAUGCUUACGUUGACAACUGACACAUAACAACAUAUACAUUCUGACAUUGUUUAUAUUUUAUCGCACACGUGUGCACGUGAUGAAGAUGAAAGUAUCAGUGAGAUAAAAAAACAUUAUGCAAAUAAAGACUCACCAAACCCAUCAAAAAUUUCAAGCUCCAACAAAUUAAGUAAGGUUAUAAUUUUAUUUCUACAAUACUAAACAAACAAGUAACAAUGUCACGUGAUAACAAAAAAUCAAAUGUACUAUUACCGGUACUUGUUACCGCAUUUGCAAUCCCUCUGUCAAUGUUAUUUUGGAUAAUAAAUGUCAUAUAUUCUAUUUUAUCACCCAGGGAGAAUCAGACUGAAGACCAGGUAGUAAUUUCACCAUGGAGAUGGUUAGCAGCGAUAGUGAUCCCGAUUCUAUUUUCCCUCUGGGGUCUAAAAAGACGUAGCCUAGACCUGAGCGGCGCUAUGCUAGGUCUGGUUGUCGGGUUUGUUUUGACGAUAACAAACUACACGCAUUUGGCGGACCUCAUGUGCUUUUUUAUAACUUCCUCUUUGGCAACCAAGUUCAGGAUGAAUGAAAAGAGGAAGCUGGAGGUUGACUUUAAGGAAGGAGGCCAGAGAAACUGGAUCCAGGUUUUAUGCAAUGGCGGCAUGGCUUUGCAGCUGGCAUUGCUUUAUUUGUUAGAUGUUGGGUGUGGAGAGAGAGCUCUUGAUUUUGAUAAAGACUACCGGAGUUCUUGGUUGUCUAUUGGUAUUCUAGGAGCAUUUUCAUGUUGCAAUGGAGAUACCUGGGCAUCUGAAUUUGGAACGGCAAUCGGUAACUCGGACCCGUUUUUAAUUACAACCCGAAAAAAAGUUCCAAGAGGUACAAAUGGCGGAGUUUCAUUGGUCGGCUUAUUAAUGUCAUUACUGGGCGGAUUACUCGUAGGUGUAUUUCAUUAUUUAGCGGUACUGUACACAGUAGACUCAGUUGUACUUGAAAACUCAGCCCCCCAAUGGCCAAUUAUUGUAAUAGCCGGCCUCGGAGGUUUACUCGGCAGCAUUUUAGACUCUAUUUUCGGCGCUACGCUCCAGUAUUCCGGAAUUAACGAAGAGGGAAAAAUUGUCGAGCGACCUGGCAAAGGGGUGAAGCAUAUUUGUGGAAGACAAAUUUUGGAUAACCACAGCGUCAAUCUUUUGUCUAGCAUCGCGAUAGCUCUAACGCUUCCGCGGAUCGCUAAUUUUAUUUGGCCGUUUAUAAAAUAAUCAAAAUAAAUUUUAUAAAGUUACAGAUUGAUAUUAAAAUUUAAUACUCUAUUUAUUCUACUAAAAAGAAAAGAGACUAAAAUUUUGCUGUAUAUAUUUUUACAAUAAAAAACUUAUUAAUUAAUUAA